Periconia digitata is the source of this 228-nucleotide messenger RNA. NCBI's taxonomy places the organism in Eukaryota, Fungi, Ascomycota, Dothideomycetes, Pleosporales, Periconiaceae. The record is from the annotation of a GenBank genome assembly.
UUUUUUUGUUCCGACUGUUUUGGAGUACGAUCCCGCCAGAAGGAUGAAAUACAUUGGUAUCGUACAAGUCCCAUAAUGGUAGUGGGCACUUUCUUGAGUCAUCGCAUUCCUAUGCGGCACAAAGGCUUGGUGUACAACCACAUGAUACAGCUGCAUUCAAGCUUCAGCCGAACACAUGUUUCGUGGUUAUCACCUACUUACAAUUCCCGAUUGAAAUUUUCCAUGUGA